Messenger RNA from Seriola aureovittata, 3634 nucleotides. RefSeq names its product unc-119 homolog b (C. elegans) (gene unc119a2). Bases 866 to 1300 code for a protein of 144 amino acids. The transcript has 5 exons. Gene Ontology annotation, molecular function: lipid binding. Gene Ontology annotation, cellular component: spindle midzone; spindle pole; centrosome. Lineage: Eukaryota; Metazoa; Chordata; Actinopteri; Carangiformes; Carangidae. The record is from RefSeq and is a predicted model, not a curated record. Gene Ontology annotation, biological process: lipoprotein transport; mitotic cytokinesis; nervous system development.
CUUCAGACCACCACACAUCAUUUGAAAAGUUUGUUACAAUCUAAGAUGGAUAACGACCUUUAAUGUAACGCGAAUUAACAGUUAAUAAAAAACACCUGUAAAGCGAAGUGAUACACGUAGUUACGGUGGGAAAUUAGUUGUAUAAUAAUAAAGAUCAUUAACCAAUCAGUGGCAGUGUAAGGUGGGUCAUGUCAACUCCAUAUACUGUAUAUAUAAAAAGGUGAACUCUAUGGUAAAAUUCGUAAGUUUACAACUAUGGAUUAUAUAAAAAGUUUACAACCUGCUGCUGCACCAUUGAUAGAUAAUCGAAGGUUGGUUCUAGCUUCCGCCGACGGCACCGGAUCCAAGCGCCAGCAGCGCCACAACCGAGGACCUGCCGGUAAAAGCUGUUAAGCUCGGAGUGACCUGGCGGCAUUUGAGGAGCCUUUCCAGCCUCCCAACUUCAAUUUUCCGGCCAGCGUUUUUUUUGGGAAAGAAACUUUCAGCCGUGCAUUUACACCAACUUGUUUUUUUCUAAAUGGAAGUGGCUUCAUUAUCCGGCAGAGUUUGGUCAGGUUGUGUGUUUUGCUUGCGUGAAAAGGCAGCAGAGGGAAACCGGCUGAUUAGGUGCCCUACCUGGCGUGAAAACAUGGCUGCUUACUACCAAGACUCAGAAGAGACAAACUCAACUCUCCUUGAUGCAUGUCCACCCUGACAUUUUGAAUCAUCCAUGCCCUUAUGAGAGACACACAAUUUCCAUAACACGUUAGCGCAAGGCAACAUUUGGAUUAUUAAAACUACUGGAGCACCUGCAGCUCAAGAUUAUCUGUGCAGCCCGGACGAGAACGUUUACAGCAUCGACUUCACCAGGUUCAAGAUCCGAGACAUGGAAACCGGCACAGUUCUGUUUGAAAUCACCAAACCUCCAUCCACAGAUAAAGCAGGAGAGAAGAGGGAUAUUGACCCAAACGCCGGCCGGUUCGUCCGUUACCAGUUCACCCCGGCUUUCCUCCGGCUGCGGCAAGUUGGAGCCACCGUUGAGUUCACGGUCGGAGACAUGCCCAUAGAAAACUUCAGGAUGAUCGAGAGACAUUAUUUCCGCGAGAAGCUGCUCAAGAGUUUUGACUUUGAGUUCGGCUUCUGCAUGCCCAGCAGCAAGAACACCUGUGAACACAUCUACGAAUUCCCACCUCUGUCUGAGGACAUCAUCAGAGAGAUGAUCCUGCACCCGUAUGAGACGCAGUCCGACAGCUUCUACUUUGUGGACAAUAAGCUGGUGAUGCACAACAAGGCAGACUACUCGUACAACGGUGGGACGUAGAGAUGACACACCAGCACGAGAGACAGGUGGAUGUACGGACUGACCUGAGGGACGAUCAGAGCACGCUGGUGGGGUUAACAUCCUGUCAAUCCAGUAAUCUCUCUCUCUUUCUCUCUCUCUCUCUUUCUCUCUCCGUCUUUCUCUUUCUCCUUCUCCCGUUGAGAGAAUGCCGUCCAGAAAACACCCAUACAGAUGUGUCGGUUACAGCCUGUGUGUGUGUGUGUGUGUGUGUGUGUGUGUGUGUGUGUGUAAGCACGUGUGAGUUUGUCAAAGCCUGGCAAGAAGCCACAUUCACACAAACACACACAUGGACACACACAUUUCACAGCUUGGUGUGGCAUCGCUGUGACAAAGUGUGUUUGUAACAUGAUAAACCAGCACGUGAUCAAAUUUUGGGGAAACAUCAGAUGGCUUUCGCUCUCUCGCCACGUCAUGAAGUGAAUAAAGAAAAAAAAAAAAAAAAAAAACCUGUAUCUUCAACUAUUGAUAGAAAAUUAUUUUUUUCAUUCCUGUAGCUGUUAGGAACAAAUCUUGCGUCUAAAAACGUGUAUUUUUAGGACUUGAACGACCAGUGUGUGGGAUUUAGUGGCAUCUAGUGGUGAGGUUGUAGAUUGCAACCAGCUGAAGACCCCUCCCCUCCCCUCCCCUCACCCCUCCCUCUCCCAGCGUGUAGGAGAACCUACGGUGGCCUUCAGGUAGCGAAACACGGCCCUCUCUAGACCCAGUAUUUGGUUUGUCCAUCCUGGGCUACUGUAGAAACAUGGCGGGCAACCCCCCUGUGUAGAUGUGAAGGGCUUAUUCUAAGAUAACGAAAACACAGUGAUUCUUAGUUUCAGAUGAUUAUACAUUAAUGAAAACAUGAUUAUGAAUAUUAUCGACUAUAGAUCCGAAUGAAUCCUACACACUGGUUCUGGGGAAAUUAUUUCUCAGAUUCAGCGAGUGUGUGUGUGUGCGUGUGUGUGUACUCUUGCUUUUUGGAGUGUGUGUGUUUCUGUACUUUGUAUGAUUGUCUGUACUGUGUGUGUGUCUGUGUGUCAGUUUGAAGCAUGAUUACUGGUCUGGUAGAAAUAUAUGAAUUUAAAUGUCAGUACUGUGGUCAUCUGGUUUAUAAAGGUUCAAAUAGAUUUCCAAAACCUAUUAGCACAUUUUCUACAGAGUAGACAGUAGUUAGUCAUUUUGACUUUAUAUCAGACCUAUUUCCUGUUUCCUUAUUCCUUUGUUCCUCAUUUAUUUCUCCAGUCGUGUUACCUGUAUAAACUGUAGGGCGUAUGCGUUUAUUGUCUUUCUCAAAGCACAAAAUCUCCACGAAGACAUCAAUGAGGAAACAGUGAGCUGAUCUGACCAUAAAUGUACUGAGUGAUCUGUGUAUAAACUGUACUGUCCAGCCCUCCUGUUGCUUCAUUUAGCUGAUAAAGAAGUUGUUAAGAACCCUAUUCGUUCAAGUUAAAGUUUUACUGAUUGCAAAGAAAAGGGAAACUUGGAGGAAGAUUGGGGAAUGUAGCAGAACUCUUUUAAAGAUCAAUUCAUCCUCAAAUCAUCAUCGUCCUUGUCACGUCUCCUGCGUCCAUGUCCUCAUUUUCUUGUGCGGUUUCUUCUGCCUCAUCAUUUCCAUUCUGAGCCGUUGCAGUCAGUGAGGACCUGAGUGUGCUGAUCUGUUGUUAAUCGAGGGCAUUUAUUACACAGAUCAAACAGAAAAUCUGUAACUGAACUGUCUUUUGAUGCCUCUAAAUUGUAAUAUGCACACUUGGCUUUCUAUCUUCUGACUCAAACAGUAUAAUUCUGUCUUAUAUCCAGCAUAUAUCUGCACAUGCUGUCUGAUGAUGAUGAUGAUGUGCAUCAGUCUGAUGCACUUGAAAACCAGUUUAGUUUCUGUGAUUCUGCUUAAACUGCAGUAAACUCCACCCGUCUGUUACAGCAAGUGUGUUCAAACAAACACUGCAAAUCAUUUGCAAAAAAAAUAUCUGUACUGCUUACAGAUCUGGUUGAAAGGAAAUUACUUGAAUGCACCUGUUUGAUUCAGAUUGUCACUUGAAGUGAUUUAAAUCUGAAUGACUCUGUUUUUGUUUUGGGCCUGUACAAGUUGCUGAUUGUGAGUUACAAGGAAUAAAAGUUGAGAGACAAAAUUAGCAAAUGUGCUAAAAGUCGUGAAAUGGGACAGGAGGGGGAGUCCAGUCGGCUCAGAUUAACUUGAAUGUUAUGUCAAAAAUGUAACACAGAUUUGUAGAGCAGAUUUAUUUAUGAUCGAUUGUGACUCGUGUACAAAUUAUUUUGAUUCAAAUGUUGGUGUGACUGAACAAAAGUAAAAUAAAUAAAGAUUUAUGGGACUUUUUGAAA